GCAAACAAACGCGACCCGAUGAGGUCGCCCGGCUUCCGUCACAUGUAUGUACUCGACCUCUGAGUAGUUCAGUCGUUAUACUGGCGCUGAUACAUGUUGAGCAGGUGACGAUGCUUCUCGUGAGGAGAGCCGUGCAGACGGCGGCGCGGAGGAGCCUCUGCAGGCCGUUCUCUGCUUCACAGACGCGCCUGCGAGAGAAAAAAGGUCUGGUUCUGGGAGUGUUUGAGAAGGAGGGAGAGGAGGGUGCUCUUCAUCUGACAGAGGCUGCAGCGGGGUUCGACCAGUCUGUGUCCGGAAAACUCUCAGAACUGCUGGAAAUCUCUGGACCAGGAAUCAAGAAAGGCAAGAGUAGAAUAUUUUAUGGAAUUCACAAGGACUUCCCAUGUGUCGCAGUAGUCGGGCUGGGCAAAACCAAUGAGGGCGUUUGCAAGGCUGAGAACUGGGACACCAGCAAGGAGAACGUCAGGCAGGCCAUGUCAACUGGCUGCCGCCUGCUUCAGGACCUGGAGGUGAACCAUGUAGAGGUGGAUGGCUGUGGAGACGCCCAGUCAGCAGCAGAGGGUGCAGUGCUUGGCCUUUUUCACUACGACCAACUCAAGUCCAAGAAAAAGACCAAAGUAACAGCACAGCUUCACGGAGGAGUUGACAAGGAUGGCUGGGAGAAAGGUGUCAGGUAUGCCGAAGGCCAAAACCUGGCGAGGCUGCUCAUGGAGGCUCCUGCAAACCACAUCACUCCUACUGCAUUUGCAAAUACCAUCGAAGAGAAGUUGGCACCGCACUCUGAGAGAGUCACAAUAAAUAGGAGAUCCCAGGCUUGGAUCGAGGAGCAGCAGAUGGGAGCCUUCCUCAGUGUGUCGAAAGGCUCGGAGGAGCUCCCUGUCUUCUUGGAGAUACACUACAACGGUUCACCUGACAGCAAGCAGCCACCACUGCUCUUAGUGGGAAAAGGCAUUACCUUUGACAGCGGUGGUAUUUCGCUGAAGCCCUCCCCGUCUAUGGAUGCAAUGAGGGCAGACAUGGGAGGAGCUGCCACAGUGUGUGCGUCCAUUGUCACGGCAGCUGCUCUGAAACUACCAGUCAACAUUAUCGGCCUGGCCCCGCUGUGCGAGAACAUGCCCAGUGGAAAGGCAACUAAACCAGGUGACGUUGUCACAGCCAAGAAUGGUAAAACAAUCCAGGUUGAUAACACGGAUGCAGAGGGCAGACUAAUCCUCGCUGAUGCGCUCUGUUACGGGCACACCUUCAACCCUAGAGCUAUUGUAAAUGUUGCAACACUAACAGGUGCCAUGGACGUGGCUCUCGGUUCCGCUGCAACAGGAGUUUUUACAAAUUCUGACUGGCUCUGGGAGAAGCUGCAAAAGGCUAGUGUUGUGACAGGUGACAGAGUGUGGCGGAUGCCACUGUUCCAGCACUACACCAAGCAGGUGACUGACAGCCAGCUGGCUGACCUCAACAACAUUGGCAAGUACAGCCGUUCUGGUGGUGCUUGCACAGCAGCUGCAUUCCUGAGGGAGUUUGUCACAGCUCCUCACUGGGCUCAUCUGGACAUUGCUGGUGUGAUGAGUAACAAAGAUGAAAUUCCUUACUUGCGGAAAGGCAUGUCUGGAAGACCGACCCGUACGCUGGUGGAGUUUGCUGCUGGAAUGACUCACAAUGGCUGAGAGAUGGAAAGAAAAUUUGAUAAUCUGCGAGUCUUUUCAUUGACACGGAUCUCACCAUACAGAAAGUAAAAUGCAAAGUAACAGCUGCUUGGUGGAACCAAGCAUUCUGCCUCUUAAGCUGUUUUUCAAUACAUAUUCAUUUAUACAUUGUAAAAGAAAUUACUUAUUAAAUAAAAUAUACAAAAUCACAAGAGAAGUUUAUGAGUAAUUAUGUUUUUCACAUUCCUGGCAAAGAUAUCCUGCAGUUCUAUGUUCUCCCAGUUUUUCAUAUCACUUUGUGAUUGUUUUUAUUAUAGUUUAAAUUGUCAAUCUCUCUAUUGUCUCUCAUUUCUCAUCGUGCCCUCUUGGUUCAUGUAUCUAAACUCACUGUUGACAUUAUGAAAGUGUGUGUAU
Molecule: messenger RNA, 2054 nt
Organism: Menidia menidia (Atlantic silverside)
Lineage: Eukaryota; Metazoa; Chordata; Actinopteri; Atheriniformes; Atherinopsidae
Source: the annotation of a GenBank genome assembly